This is a messenger RNA of Oldenlandia corymbosa var. corymbosa, 2223 nucleotides long. NCBI's taxonomy places the organism in Eukaryota, Viridiplantae, Streptophyta, Magnoliopsida, Gentianales, Rubiaceae. The record is from the annotation of a GenBank genome assembly.
AUGUGGCGUACCAAGAAAAAUAUUGAUCGAAUCAAACCCCAAAAGGAUAAAGGCAGGCAAUACAAAUCUAGUUAUGUUCAUGCUAUGGACGAUUGUGAUGCAGAUAAGUGGUCUAGAAUUGAAGUGGAUGAUGAAGUAGUUACUAAGAUUGGCCUAGUUGCUGCUGAGUUAUCUUACUACUACCUAAAACCAGAGGAAGACAUGGACGAAGGUCUCAUGCUACUAGAAGAUAAUAAUUCUUCAAUCACCAUGGCUUCGCAUGGAUUAAAGGAAGGGCUGAUGGAUUUAUUUGUAGUGCAGAAGGAUAGGAAUGAAGCUGCAGAUGAAGAGGAAGAUGGUCAGUUAUUGGUUAAGUGGAAAGGGGGAAAGAGUGGGAAAACUCAACAUGAGAUGUUCAAAUUGAUUGAUGAAGAUAUUGAUGAUUUAACUCCUGAAAUUGAGAUAUUGAAGGGACCACAAAGAUCUUGCUUAGACAGUAUCAACAAUGAAGGUGUAGACAUAGAGGAAGAUGAUGGGAGUAUGGGUUUAGGGAAACAAAAGGCAGCACAACGUAAACUUUUCGGCUUGAUAGAUGAAGAUGAUGGUAGUUCACCUGCAUACAUUGAUAUGGUGGAAAACGAACCAAGAUAUGGGGUAGACAGUAUCAUUGGUGCAGGGUGUUCAGAUAUACCUGAUGGAGCAGAAAAAGAAGACGUUGGUGUCGUUAAAUGUGAAGGUGAAGCUACUGAUGGCAACCUAGCAAACCAUUUUGAAGGUGAAGGUACGCAAGUUGGUGUCGUUGCACAAGUAGUUGACAUUGCAGAAUCACAUGAUGCUGCACAAGCAGCUGAUGUUGAAAAAGGUUCAGAUGACGAACAGAGGAAGACAGAUGGCAGUAACAACAAACCUGUUAAGGUUGGGAGGAAAAGAGCCAAAGUAAAGAGCAAAUCUAGGAGGAAGAAAAAAAACAACUUAGAUGAUGAUACACUUGACCAAAUGCUGGAGAAAGUUAGGAGAAAGAAGAAAGGUGUUGAAGAAGAAGAAGAAGAUUCUGAGGUGGAGCCUAAUGGCAAUGCUGAAUUUUAUGACAGUGACUACGCACAGGAGAUAGAUGAAGAAAGUAGAAUCAUGAAGGAGAGAAUGAAAGAUUUGUCUAAGAUUCUUGGGGAGGAAGAAACAACAAAGCCUACAACAACUGGGGAUGAUGAUGGUACUUGUGAUGAUGAGGCUGAGAUGGAUUUUGAUGAACUCCCAAGUGAUGAUGCUUACAAUGGAGCUGCUUCGGAUGAAGAUGUGAAAUUACCUACAUUCAGAAGGUACAAUCGUCAAACUGAUUAUGAUAGCCCUAACUGGGAAAUUGGAUUGAGAUUUGCAUCAAAAGCUGAGUUCAAAGAAUUGUGUAAGCAUCGAGAAGUAAAACAUGGAAAGCAGAUUCGGUUCAAGAAAAAUGAUGGCAGGAGAUGCCAAGCAUGGUGUAGAGGGAAUGGUGCUCGUGUAUGUCUAUGGAAAGUUAUAAUAACUUACAGAAAAGGCAAGGAUGAGUGGGCCGUCACGACAUUAGUCAUGAAACAUGACUGUGGUGGAAAGAACAAUAACCACGGAUGUGCCAAUUCUGAUUACCUUGCAGUCAUGUUUAAGGAAAAAAUGCGUAUAUGUCCCCAGACUACAGUUGGACAGCUGAGAGAGAAGAUUAAUUUAAAAUUGUCAACGGAGGUAUCCUGGUGCUUGGCGGUGAACACGAGAGCUAAAGCACUUAAACUCAUUGAAGCAAGUAGUAGCAGCCUUGGCAGCAUUAAAAUCCACUUUGGUGGGGAGCUUUAUGCCAAGCCGUAUCCACUUUAUUGGGGUGGUGCUUUCAGGGUAUUCAAUAAUGUAGAUCUUCAAACAGUAUCCUUUUGGAACUUACAUGAAAUGGCACAAAGGAUUGGAAUGCUCAACAUUGUUACUUUUUACUCUUUAUCUGAAGAAAAAGGGGUGGAAAAGAUUGUGGGAGACGGAAUAUUUUUCCCCAUGUGUCAAGAUGCUUUGAACCGUGAUAGAUUAAUCACGUUAUAUGCGUUGGACUAUCAGGAUGAAUGGUUCUUUGCUAGGAACGAUGACUUCCUAGAUAGUGAUCCAGACCUUAAAUGGGACUCCGAUUAUGCCUGCAAUUGUGAACAAUAUGGUGGCUGGAAGGAAUACAAUUCUGAUGAAGAUUCAGACUCUCAAUGUUCAUCUCAAUGUUCUUGUACUGAUUUUCCCUGA